Messenger RNA from Puma concolor (puma), 1623 nucleotides. It is a transcript of the gene BTNL9, whose product is annotated as butyrophilin like 9. Gene Ontology annotation, molecular function: signaling receptor binding. Gene Ontology annotation, biological process: T cell receptor signaling pathway; regulation of cytokine production. The record is from RefSeq and is a predicted model, not a curated record. NCBI's taxonomy places the organism in Eukaryota, Metazoa, Chordata, Mammalia, Carnivora, Felidae. Gene Ontology annotation, cellular component: external side of plasma membrane.
AUGGUGGAUUUCCCAGUCUUGCCAGACUUCUCCCAGCAAGUACCUCUGUCCAACAAUCUCUUCUUAUUCACACAUCUCCUUCUUCUUCUUUGGCCUGGAGAGAUGAACUCAGAGGAGGUCAGUGUGGUAGGCCCUGGGGAAUCCAUCCUGGCACUUGUGGGGGAAGAAGUGGAGUUCUCAUGCCACUUGUCACCAUACCUGGAUGCUGAGGAUAUGGAGAUCCGCUGGUUCCGGAGUCGGACCUCUGAAGUGGUCCACCUGUACCAGGGGCGGCAGGAGCUCUACAGCCAGCAGAUGAUGCAGUUCCAGAACAGGACCAAACUCCUCAAAGAUGAUAUCAUGGAUGGUAGUGUGAACCUGCAACUCCUUGGCAUCAUUCCUGCUGAUGAGGGCCUGUAUGGGUGCCGUUUCCUCUCCAGCAACUUCUCUAGGGAAGCAGUCUGGGAGCUGGAGGUAGCAGGGAUGGGCUCAGACCCUCACAUCUCCCUUGAGGUCUUCAAGGAGGGAGGCAUUCAGCUGAAGUGCAGUUCCAGUGGCUGGUACCCCAAGCCCCAGGCUCAGUGGAAAGAUCAUAAAGGACAGUGCCUGCCUCCAAAGAUGGAAGCCAUAGUCCAGGAUGCCCAGGGCCUGUUCAAUCUGGAAACAUCUGUGAUUGUUCAAGGGGGUGCCCACAGUAAUGUGUCCUGCUCCAUCCAGAACUCUCUCCUGAUACAGAAGAAAGAGUUCACCAUCCAGAUAGCAGAUGCAUUUUUACCCGGAACCUCACCCUGGAAGAGAGCUUUCCUUGGGUCUCUGGUGGGACUGCCAUUCCUCCUGGCUUUUCUCUUGACGCUGGCGCUGUACUUCUUUCAGAAGCAACGUAGGUCCCAAGAAAAGUUGAAGGAGCAGGCUGAGAAGGACAAAGGGAGACUCACAGAAGAGCUGGGGAAGCUUCAGACAGAGCUUGACUGGAGAAGGGCUGAAGGCCAGGCUGAAUGGAGAGCAGCCCAACAAUAUGCAGUGCAUGUAACCCUUGAUCCGGCCUCGGCGCACCGCAGCCUGGAGGUCUCCGAGGAUGGCAAGAGCGUGUGCUCUUGCGCAGCAGUGUCCGGCUCUGUGGCGGGGGACCAGCAGCGGUUCUCUGAGCAGACGUGCGUGCUGAGCUGUGAGCGCUUCUCAGCUGGCCGACACUACUGGGAAGUGUAUGUGGGACGGCGCAGCCGCUGGUUCCUGGGUGUGUGUCUGGCUGCAGUUCCCCGCUUGGGGCCAGUGCGCCUAAGCCCGGCCAGCGGUUACUGGGUGAUGGGGCUGUGGAACCAUUGUGAGUACUUCGUCCUGGACCCACACCGCAUCCCGCUCACCCUGCGCGUGCCGCCCCGGCGUGUGGGCAUCUUCCUGGACUGGGAGGCAGGAAAACUGUCCUUCUUCAACGUGUCCGACGGCUCCCACAUCUUCACCUUUACCGACACCUUCUCAGGCACGCUCUGUGCGUAUUUCAGGCCCAGAGCUCACGACGGUGGUGAACACCCGGAUCCCCUAACCAUCUGUCCAUUGCCUAUUAGGGGGACACAAGACCUGGAAGAGGAUGACCGUGACACCUGGUUACAGCCCUAUGAGCCCACAGAUCCCACCCUGGGCCUAUAG